Vespa crabro (European hornet) is the source of this 9006-nucleotide messenger RNA. It is a transcript of the gene DIP2, whose product is annotated as disco-interacting protein 2 homolog A. The transcript has 17 exons. Bases 1405 to 8187 code for a protein of 2260 amino acids. Lineage: Eukaryota; Metazoa; Arthropoda; Insecta; Hymenoptera; Vespidae. The record is from RefSeq and is a predicted model, not a curated record.
CUCUCUCUACCUAUCUAUCUCUCUCUGUCUCUGUCCUUUUCCUUCUCUUUCUCCAUCUCUCUUUCUUUCUCUCGCUCUCUCUCUCUCUCUCUCGUACGAUCGUGACUUAUUCACGGGGGCCGCCUUCCUACAGUGUGUUACUCUCUCUCUCUCUCUCUUUCUCUCUCUCUCUCUCUUUCUCUCUCUCUCUCUAUCUCUCUUUCUCUAACUCAAGAGCGCUUCUUACUUCUCGUUAUACGCUGUACGAGGAGAGGUGCAUCGCGUUAGAGCUCGCGAAAUGCCAGUGAUUCGAUGCGACUUCAAGUGCGCGUAUCGUGUUCUCCAAGUUGGCACAGUGAAAAGCUAAGAAAUCGUUGUGUAUCUCUUACGUUGUCGACGACGACGACGACGACGACGACGACGCUGUGAAACUUGCUUGGUGAAGCUUAUCGUUUUCUCUCUUUCUCUCUCUCUCUCUCUCUCUCUCUCUCUCUCUCUCUCUUUCUCUCUUUCUCUCGCUCUCUCUUUUUCUUUCUCUUUCUUUUUCUUUCAGUUUAUCAGUGUAUACAUACGUGUGUGUGUGUGUGUGUGUGUGUGUGUGUGUGUGUAUGUGUAUGAUUGCGCGCGCACAAGAACCCACGCUCCUCGUAUACUCUACUUGAAAAUAUCGUACUUUCGUGUGUCCACUUUGGAAAGAGUCUGGCGUGUCUCAUCGAAUUCGUUUCGAGAAAGCGAACGAAGAUGAGGAAGCAUCUUACAGAAGGAAUAGUAAAGAGAUCGUAACUGAAGGAAUAGACUCCUCGUGUCGCUUUUGUGAAAGAAAAAGUGAAUGAUAAUAAUAAUAAUAAUAUUAAUAAUGAUAAUAAUAAUAAAUAAAUAAAUAAAUAAAUAAAUAAAUAAAGUAAUAAUAAUAAAGCUAAUCGUAAAAAGAAAAAUAAGGGCGAGGAAUUAGAGAAUAAUAAAUAAAGGAUUUUCAUGAUUUUUCGGGAGAAGUUCGUACGAAGAAUGAUUUUGAUCGAGAGAGAAGGAAGAAGAAGGAGGAGGCGAGGCACGGAAUCGAAAAAGGAAAGCCACGGUGAUUCGCGACUGGAAGACCUCGGCGUUGCACCUUAGGAUCGCAGAAACGCUGUGUGUACGAGCGUUGAGAAGGGUAUCCAAAGGAAAGAGGAGGGGAAGAGGUUGGAGAAAAGGACGAAGUAAAGAAGAAGAAGAGGAGGAGGAGGAGGAGGAGGACGUCGAAGACGAGGACGAGUAGGAAGAAGGAAGAAGAAGAAGAAGAAGAAGAAGAAGAAGGACUAGUUGUGCUUGGGGCAAGUAACGUCUCUUGUCCAAAGGGAUGCCGAUAGUCGAAGGGGGAAGAUCGGUGUUCGAUAAUAGAACUCCGCGAGGACGUGUUGAUCUUUGGGUAGGAAAUAGACGCAACCCAUGAGGCCACUCUCCUUCGAGAACCUUAGGAGGCUCGUGAGCCGCAAGAAGGAUAGAAACGAGCCAUCCUUCAAACGUAGCGAGUCGUUUAAAAGGAUAUCUAUAAGGAAAAGUUAUCUCGAUCGUGGUAAACGACGUAACAAGUUGCAAAAGAAUCUUGAACCGGUGAUAACGGCUCAACCGGUGGUUGUAGUGUCAGCACCGGCCACUACGAGCGUGCCGGACCAACAGGAAAAUGUACAGGCUACGAGGAUCAAGAUCAAGGAAGAACAGGAGGUUAGGAGACAACAGGAAAACGUAUCGCUUAGCCGUGAAUCUAUCAGUUAUGACGAAUGGUUGCAAGGCGUUGGCUCCUCCUCUCGUGAUAAACUUCAAGAAAAAAUAUUGGUCCAAGAGGCGACGAGUAAAGUUUCGUCGAAGGUUACGACGAGACAACAAAUUCAAGAUCGUCGCUCUAGCAAUGAUCUAACUGACGACUUAAACUCAGCGAUUUUGUCAUUGAAACCGUUCGGUCCAAAUACGCACGACGAGGACGAUUGGAUUUAUUCUGAAAAAAAUAUUCAUCAUAACGAUAAUCUUGGACAAACGCGUGAAAGCGCGUGUGUACCUCUUGAAACUGGACCGCCCAGUGUCAGUAUCAGUCUUGGACGAGUUUGGAGGGACGCCGUACCGGUACCAUAUCCUUCCUCUUCCGGGCCCUCCGUUCAUCAUUCGUUGGACAGUGCAUUAAAAGAACGAAAACCUUCACAACCGACGGUCGCUAGAACCGUCUCGGCCCCGGAAAAGACAAUCAUCAAGGACAACACAUCAUCCUCGUCCUCGUUUGGCUUCUCGCUUAGGAUCGGCAAGCUGGCUGACUUCAGGGCAGGGAGCACGAGGAAUGGAUUCUUCCGACGAAAAACGUCUAAGCCAUCACCGAGCGUCAGUACCGAAGGUUAUUUCAAGAGGACCAGCGGUCAAAGGAGAUCGAGUUCGAGAAAACGUGGAAAGAGGACGACGUCGUCGCAGCGUACGACCUCCCAGAGGACAUCUCAAAGGACAAAGAAAAAGAAUGAUCAACAGUCGGCUGUUCGUGACAACAGUCCGGUAUGGUUCGUGCCACCGGAAAGGAGACGUUCGAGACGUCAAAGACGAGUUUGGCGAGAGAUUCGUUAUUUUCCUGAGGAGGAGGAAAAUCGGGAGGAUCAAGCAGGAGCAAGAGCAGGAGCAUUGAUUCUCGAAAAAUACGACGAUUAUUAUUCGUCGAAUUUGUCGGAUGAUCAAUUCGACGAUCAAAAAUUGUUACUCUCUGGGGAUUUUAAUGAGAGAAGAGACGAGGCAUUCAAUUCUCUCGUUUCUUCGUCGUUAGGUUCCUUCUCGGUUACGUCAUCGUCCUCCUCGGUAUGUCCAGCGCCAAAAAUCAGCGAUUUCAACGAGGACAAAUUAUUCUCCGAGGAAUUGAGGAAUCGUGGUUUACUCGGUAGAAGAACCAUUUGGAAAAAUAAUACGACGUCUCCUAUAGUUACAACAGAAAAUUAUUUUACUAGCAGUCAAUUUAUUAAUUUUCUCGCUAAGAAUUCGUCCGAUCGUAACACCAAAGAAAGAUCAAGAAAGGAUAGCAAUUCAUAUUACAGAUAUCUGAGCUCUAGCGAGAGCGAUAACGAAUCUUCUCGACGUGAUAUCCUCGACGACGAUCGUCUCUCUCAACGUCAGCAACAACAUCUUAAACGACAAAAAUCUGGACCGAGAAGACGACCUUUAAGAAGAAAAUCGCAACUUCGUCGAGCAUCUGGCCAGCCCGUUUUUCUUGUUCGCAAAUGCUCGUCCUUGAGAAAACGACCCAGAGACAUAACGCAAAAGGGCUAUGAAAAGAAACGGACUCGUCUACUGCAGCAAUAUGCUUCAAAACAACUCGGGGCUGGAAAUGGCGGCAUUGCUGGCAGUGGCGACAUUGGUAGUGGUGGAGGAGGAGGAGGAGGAGGAGGAGGUGGUGGAGGUGGAGGGGUUGUCAGUGGUGGUGGAGGACUCGAAAGGACAAGUUAUGGAAGCGGCGGCGGCGGCGGUGGAGGUGGUGGUGGUGGUGGUAGUAGUGUUGUUGGUGUUGGUGUUGGUGUUGGUGUUGGUGUUGGUGGUGGCGGACGACCACAGCCACGUGCACGACGCACGCAACGUCGUGUCACGCACAACGAGAAACGCUAUCAUUCAGGAGGUCGGCUAGUACCUGGUGGGAUCGCCAGUCCUCCGGGAUCUGGCGGCUCAACCGGAAACACCGGGAACUCAAACUCGGCUGCUGCGAGACGCGGUAAUCGCAGACUCACGCGCAAUGAGAGCCGCUAUCAUUCCGAGGUACGUCAGGAGGCGGUACAGCAAGCCCUGGCAGCUAUGCAAGGUCGGCCGAAACCUUCCUUGCCAAUGCCAUCGAAGAGAACUUCCGUCAUGGCUAGAAGUCCUGAACGAGAACGUCGCGAUAGCGGAGAAUCUAGUAGCGAUGAGGAUAGUGUCGUAACGGAAGAGAGUCCUGGUGCUGGUGGUCCAACUGGUACUGGCUUAUCAGACACUAGCAGUACCGGAUCAGCACGUGAUACGCCACCACCACCAAGACCACCGGCAAGGAGGCCACCUGGUGCCGACAUUACUGACAUCGCCGAAUAUACGCCUCAUGCUUAUUGUAACAUACAACCACCGGACGUAACACACACGGGCAGUACGCCAACGGCACAACAGUCUACGAGACGGCCUGGUGCCGAUCGUGUCAAUCGUUACCACGUAGUCGAGGAUCAAAAUAAUACUGGAACAACUGGACGUUGGAAGGUAUCAGCGAAAAUUCAACAAUUAUUGAAUACGUUAAAACGGCCAAAGAGACGGCCACUUCCUGAAUUUUACGAGGACGAUGAUAUAGAGCUUGAGAUAGCUGCUAAUCCAAAAGAUCCUAAUGCACCAAAACCGGAAGGUGGUUCGAUGACGUCUGCGAUCGGUGAACCAUUGUCCGUGCCGUCAGGCCUGCCUAGAUCACUCGAAGCCGCUAUUCAAAGGUACGGCUCAGCAAGUUACAAAGCACCGGUCGCAACCGUUCUAGAUCCUAACGGCAAACUCUGCAUCACAUUGACAUAUGGAAAACUUUUAAGUCGUUCCCAUAAAAUAGCCUAUACACUUUUAAACAAGGCUCUAAGCCGUGGCGGUGAUUGUUGUCUCAAGCCUGGAGAUAGAAUCGCUUUGGUAUAUCCGAACAACGAUCCGAUAAGUUUCAUGUGUGCAUUUUAUGGUUGCCUUCAAGCUGGUAUCGUCCCCGUACCGAUCGAGGUACCAUUGACACGUCGAGACGCAGGUUCCCAACAGAUUGGUUUUCUUCUUGGUAGUUGUGAAAUACAGGUGGCCCUAACCAGCGAGGCCUGUCUCAAAGGUUUACCAAAGACAGCGGCUGGCGAGGUUGUAGCUUUCAAGGGUUGGCCAAAAUUACAUUGGUUCGUUACAGAACAUUUAGGUAAAACUCCAAAAGAUUGGUUACCACCGCCUCGUUUAACCGACGAUACACCAGCUUACAUCGAGUAUACUACAGUAAAGGAUGGAUCGGUGAUGGGUGUGACAGUGACAAGAUCAGCUAUGCUUGCUCAUUGUCGUGCCCUUACUCAAGCAUGCGGUUAUACAGAAGGAGAAAAUGCCGUUUGUGUGUUAGAUUUUAAACGGGAAGUUGGCCUCUGGCAUAGCACUCUUACUAGCGUAUUAAAUGGGAUGCACGUUAUAUUUAUACCUUAUGCCUUGAUGAAGGUCAAUCCAGCUAGUUGGAUGCAAAUGAUAACGAAACAUCGGGCUAGCGUGGCUGUUGUUAAAUCACGAGAUCUUCAUUGGGGUUUAUUAGCGACCAAAGAUCACAAGGAUAUAUCAUUAUCCUCAUUGAGGUUGCUACUAGUCGCUGACGGUGCCAAUCCUUGGUCCCUUUCCUCUUGUGAUCAAUUUCUUUCGGUGUUCCAAUCGAAGGGUUUAAGACCAGACGCUGUAUGUCCUUGCGCAUCCUCUAGCGAAGCCCUUACCGUUUCUGUCAGAAGACCUGGCCGAGCAGGAGUAAAUGCUACUGGGCGUGGUGUCCUUUCUAUGUCAGGAUUAAGCUACGGUGUUGUUAGGGUAGAUCAAGAAAAUUCGUUGACUUCACUGACGUUACAAGAUUGUGGUCAAGUUAUGCCAGGAAGUAUCGUAGUGGUAGUUAAGAUGGAAGGAAAGCCAUACAUUUGUAAAACCGAUGAGGUUGGUGAAAUAUGUGUCCAUAGUGCUGCAACUGGUAGCCAAUAUUGGGGACUGCAAGGAUUAACAAACAAUACUUUCAAAGUAUCACCUUUACAAGCGGAUAGUACUCCAUUAGGCGACGUGGAAUAUACGCGAUCUGGUUUGUUAGGAUUCCUCGGCCCUGGUGGUUUGGUAUUCGUUUGUGGAUCUCGCGAUGGUCUUAUGACUGUGACAGGAAGGAAACAUAAUGCGGACGAUAUAAUAGCUACCGUUUUAGCUGUGGAACCAAUGAAAUUCAUUUAUCGUGGUAGAAUAGCUGUCUUCAGCGUAAGAGUUUUGAGAGACGAAAGGAUAUGUGUCGUUGCUGAGCAGCGGCCCGAUUGUAGCGAGGAAGAGAGUUUUCAAUGGAUGUCACGUGUUUUGCAAGCGGUCGAUUCAAUUCACGCAGUUGGAAUUUAUUGUCUUGCAUUAGUUCCACCUAAUUAUCUACCAAAAACACCACUUGGGGGUAUUCACCUGUCUGAAACUAAAAGACGUUUUCUAGAAGGUGCACUACAUCCAGCUAACGUCCUGCUCUGCCCCCACACUUGUGUUACCAACUUACCAAAACCGCGUGAAGUGCAUUCGGCGGGGGAUUCUGUUGCAGACGUUGGUCCGGCGAGCGUAAUGGUUGGCAACAUCGUUCAAGGAAAUAGACUGGCUUCUGCUCAAGGACGUGACAUGGGUGUUUUGGAUGAGGAUAGCGAUAACGCCAAGAAGUAUCAAUUCAUCUCGGAGAUUUUACGUUGGCGUGCUGUCAGUACAUCUGAUCACGUCAUCUUCACAUCACUCAAUGCCAAAGGAGCAGUUGCAACUUCGUUAUCGUGUUCUCAAUUGCACAAGAAAGCCGAACGCAUUGGGAAUCUUCUUUUGGAUCGUGGAAGAAUCAACACUGGGGAUCACGUUGCAUUGAUAUUUCCACCUGGUACAGAUUUGAUAUGUGCAUUUUAUGGUUGUCUUUAUGUCGGUGCUGUCCCUGUUACCAUCAGGCCUCCACAUCCUCAAAAUCUACAAACAACAUUACCAACCGUACGCAUGAUCGUCGAUGUCAGUAAAUCGGUACUCGUACUGACGAAUCAAAACAUUAUGAAACUUCUAAAGACUAAAGAAGCUAAUAAUGUUAUCGAGGUGAAAAGUUGGCCAACGAUUCUCGAUAUGGAUGACAUGCCAAAGAAGAAGCUUCCGGUUAUGUAUCGUGCACCUACAGCGGAAAUGUUGGCUUACUUGGAUUUCAGUGUCUCUACUACGGGCAUGUUGGCUGGCAUUAAAAUGUCUCAUGCGGCAGUAACAUCGUUGUGCCGUGCUAUGAAACUUGCAUGCGAAUUGUAUCCUUCGAGACAUAUUGCUCUAUGUUUAGAUCCAUAUUCUGGUCUUGGAUUUGCCCUUUGGUGUUUAAGCAGUAUAUACAGCGGACAUCAUUCCAUUUUAAUACCACCGUCCGAGGUGGAAGCAAAUCCAGCCCUUUGGUUAUCAGCUGUUAGCCAAUCUAGAGUAAGGGAUACAUUUUGCUCAUAUGGUGUUAUGGAGUUGUGCACAAAAGGCUUGGGUUCCUCGGUUCAUGCUCUUAAAGCACGUGGCGUUAGUUUGGCCUGCGUAAGAACUUGCGUCGUAGUUGCUGAGGAGAGACCACGAAUAGCUUUGACUACGAGCUUCAGUAAAUUAUUUUCCGCUCUUGGAUUAAGUCCACGUGCGGUUUCAACGUCAUUCGGAUGUAGAGUUAAUACUGCCAUUUGUCUUCAGGGAGCAUCUAGUCCAGAACCAUCAACGGUAUACGUGGACCUACGAGCAUUACGAAACGACCGUGUUUCUCUCGUCGAAAGAGGCAGUCCACAUUCUCUCUGUCUAAUGGAAUCUGGAAAAUUGUUACCUGGUGUAAAAGUUAUCAUAGCCAAUCCAGAAACAAAAGGGCAAUGCGGCGAUUCUCAUCUAGGAGAAAUAUGGGUUCAAUCGGCUCACAAUGCCAGCGGUUAUUUCACGAUUUAUGGGGACGAAACUGAUUAUGCCGAUCAUUUCAAUGCACGCCUUGUAACAGGAAAUACCAAUGAGGUUUAUGCCAGGACCGGUUAUCUUGGUUUUCUUCGACGGACUGAAAGCGUACAACAGUCUGUUAUUAGUGAUGUUCCCGGUGAUACUUCUGCAUCCGAAGCCGAUCUUGUACCCGGUGACGCCGAAUUACAUGACGCUGUUUUCGUGGUCGGUGCACUCGACGAAGCCAUUUUACUUAGGGGCAUGCGAUAUCAUCCAAUUGACAUUGAAAACAGUGUUAUGAGAUGUCAUAAAAAAAUCGCCGAAUGCGCCGUGUUUACGUGGACUAAUCUGUUAGUAGUAGUGGUCGAGCUCGAUGGAAGUGAAAGUGAAGCUCUCGAUUUAGUGGCACUAGUUACUAGCGCUGUUUUGGAAGAACAUCAUUUGGUAGUAGGCGUCGUUGUAGUAGUUGAUCCUGGUGUAGUUCCAAUCAACUCGAGAGGUGAGAAACAACGGAUGCAUUUGCGCGAUGGAUUUCUUGCCGAUCAACUUGACCCAAUUUAUGUAGCCUAUAACAUGUGAACGCUGUGCAACAAGAUAAUAGAAUUAUGUUACGUUGAAGUUGGAAUGCUUGUCCGCAUAGUUUAUACAUCUAUAUUGCCAUUGUUAAUAUUUUUUUAAAUACGUACAAGACACAUGACGACCACCAAUGAUCGUGAACGAACGUGAUUAUAUAAGUGCGUGCACUAUCGUACGCUAAAUUUUAGAUUUUUUUUUUUUUUUUACGGACAAGCGUUAUAUAUAUAUAUAUGUAUAUGUAUAUGUAUAUGUACAUGUAUAUGUAUAUGAACAAAACAAAAAAAAAAAAAACAAAAACAAAAAAUGCGCUAACGGAGAUAUUCCGAAGUUUUGCAACUGAACUGCCACACACACACACACACACACACACACACACAUAUAUAUACACAUAUACACGCACAUAAAAGAAAAAAAGAAAAAUCCAUGAUAUUCCAUAAUUUGAUUGUUCUUAUAACCGGAUAUUCUUGAACAUCGUUCAAUCAUUUAACAUUAUUACAAACGAUGUAAUAAGAUUUUUUUGUUCCCAUCUACGACUUUCGAAAGGAUAGUGAGCGCUUGUACAUUGGUACAACUAAUAUCUGCGAUAAUAUAUUAACUUUGCUAUUUAUAUAUAUAUAUAUAUAUAUAUAUAUAUAUAUAUAUAUAUAUAUAUAUAUAUUUAUGGACUGAAUUUUCAAGCGAACGUUUAGAAAAUAAGUUUGAUCGAGAGAAUUUAACACAUACUUUCUAAAUUAUUUUCGAUAUUAUUGUUAUUAUUAUUUACAAUUUAUAAUUUUCACUUUUGUUACAUCGAAAAAUAAGAUAUUCUCUCUCUCUCUCUCU